Messenger RNA from Nanorana parkeri, 388 nucleotides. It is a transcript of the gene BOLA1, whose product is annotated as bolA family member 1. The record is from RefSeq and is a predicted model, not a curated record. Gene Ontology annotation, cellular component: mitochondrion. Lineage: Eukaryota; Metazoa; Chordata; Amphibia; Anura; Dicroglossidae.
UGCCGGCUCUUCCCGUCUCUCUUGACAUCAUCGAGAUAUUCCACACCGCGGCACACAAUGGAGAAGCCGGUGGAAGCUUCCAUCAGGUCCAAGCUGACUCAGAACCUGGAGCCGUGCCACCUCGAGGUCCACAACGAGAGCCACAUGCACGCCGUGGCCCCGGGGUCGGAGACGCACUUUAAGGUGGUGGUGGUAGCCGAGGAGUUCAGUGGGAAGUCGCUCAUACAGAGGCACAGGCUGGUCAACGACUUGCUGAAGGAGGAGCUUGCCGGCCCCGUCCAUGCUCUGUCUAUCCAGCCUGCCGUCACCGAGAGCCCUGCGUGUAUGGGGGGCUCCAAACAUGACCCCCACAUGAGCAAGAAACUGAGUCCCUGAGCCGGGGACACAG